AGUACACUUGGCGAAAGUCACUCCAGCAAUCUUCAUUCGAUCAGUGCUCGAGGGACACCCUCGUGUUUACUUUGGCACAAGAUACCACUAGGAGUUUAAGAGUCAAACUUUUUUAAAGAAGGAAAGAUGGGAAGAAGCCCAUGUUGUGCUAAGGAAGGCUUAAACAGAGGAGCUUGGACUCCUUCGGAAGACAGAAUGCUGAUAGACUACAUCAAGUCCCACGGCGAAGGAAAAUGGAGAAGUCUUCCCAAACGAGCAGGUCUCAAAAGAUGCGGGAAGAGUUGCAGACUUCGUUGGUUGAACUAUCUAAGACCCGAUAUCAAGAGAGGAAACAUAACAGCUGAUGAAGAGGACCUCAUAAUCAGGCUACACAAGCUCCUUGGAAACAGGUGGUCCUUGAUAGCUGGAAGGCUUCCUGGGCGAACAGACAAUGAAAUAAAGAACUAUUGGAACACCACCCUCGCCAAAAAAAUUCGAGGUGAUCAAAACUUAGCCACCAGAUCAUCUUGUGUAAAACGCAAGCCAGCAUCAACAAUUAAGUCCAGAUCAGUCCCGGUACUGCAAAAUCUAACAAGCACGCAUCAGCCGCCAAAUUCAGAAAAGCUAGAAGGCUCCGCUACUCAUGUGGUCCGCACAAAGGCUAGAAGGUUAACUAAAGUUUUCAUCAAUGCAGACUUACAAACUUCUUGUACACAACAAGAACAACCCGGGAUGAUGAUGGCAGUGAAAGCUGCACCAUCCGGGGCUGAUGCCAAAUACGGCUUCAACGAUACUCGUACUAGUGACAACAGCGAAGAAGUUGGCCCCGAGCCAGCUUCAGGUGCUUUUUCUGGAGAAGAAGGCUACUACUCUUCGGACUUCAUGAUGGAUUUUGAAAUGGACGACGAUUUCCUUUCUGAAUUUCUCAACACGGAUUUCAUGGAAUUUGAACAGGAUUUUCCCGAGGGGCCCGCACAGGGUACCUGCAUUGAGGCCAAUGAUUUCUCUCCCAACUAUUGUCCAAGACCGCUUUCACAUGAUGAUCGGAAUGCUCAACCGGAUCUUGAUUCCAUGACGACUCUUCUUCAUACUGCUGUGGCCUGGCUUCAUGAAGACCAGUAAAUUAAGUUGCUAGAAAGAUCAUGUCUCCUUGUACUAGAGAAUUAGUGUGCUUGUAUUUUGUAUAUUUUUUUGGGUAAAUUAUCUUUGUGAUUAUUAAUAACGAGUAAAUCUUUCAUGCA
Molecule: messenger RNA, 1220 nt
Organism: Coffea eugenioides
Lineage: Eukaryota; Viridiplantae; Streptophyta; Magnoliopsida; Gentianales; Rubiaceae
Product: myb-related protein Zm38-like
Exons: 3
Coding region: 127-1101 (324 amino acids)
Source: RefSeq, a predicted model, not a curated record